AUGAAGAUCACUCCUUUCUGGGUCUCUGUCGCCCUAUUAGUUCCACAGGCGCUACCAGUCCUUACCGAAUCCGUACCGAUAUCUGCUACGACCCCUAUCUCUACUGCCGUGGCACCAAGCUGUACAUCCUCCCUCAUCACCAGUCUCUGCAGCUAUCCGGAACCUGGCCCAGAGUUCGCCGCCGCCAGCGACAGCAGGACCUCCUGCUGGAACUACUGUAACGCGCAUCCUCCAUGCACCUUUGUUAUCUUCGCUGCCGGCAACCCUUACACAGGCACCGGCACGUGCUGGUUGUACCCCGGUGAAACCUUCGAUGCGAGCAAAGGUAGUUCGAAUUGCGCCAAUCCCAGCCUGUCCGUAUACAGCGAGCCCGUGUGUGCUGGCGGGAGCGCAACCACCACUGCUGGCGCCUGCGUCGCCACUGCGACUCCCUCUGCUAUCGCCUCGGUCUGCGGAUAUCCGACGCCCGGUGACUGUUUUGACAGCUGUACUGCUAGUUUGAGUGCAUCGAACUGCUUGAGUCAAUGUGCAACGGCCGAUUCCUGCAGCUAUGUCGUCUUUAAUCCGGAGAAUCCAAGCCACUCGCCGUAUGCCUCGGGCAGUUGCUGGAUCUAUCCGAACGGCACAUUUAACGCUGCGUCUGCGACCACUUGUAGUGACGGCCCUGAGCAGUUUGUGUAUAACAACUCGUGUCCCAAGCCAUCAACUUCAUCGUCCUCCCUUUCAUCAUCUGCUACGGAACCCUCUGGUGGCACUGGAACUGCAGGCACUACUCCGAGCUCAACUACUACCGCUACUACGGGCUCACCUACUCCCACCGGGAAUUCUGCGCCUGCUGGCCGCUCGCUCACUAAUCCAUUGACUAUAGGCGUGGCUAUCUUAAUAUGGCAGGCCCUUUAA
Messenger RNA from Talaromyces rugulosus, 900 nucleotides. RefSeq lists its product as uncharacterized. The transcript has a single exon. Lineage: Eukaryota; Fungi; Ascomycota; Eurotiomycetes; Eurotiales; Trichocomaceae. Bases 1 to 900 code for a protein of 299 amino acids. The record is from RefSeq and is a predicted model, not a curated record.